AUGAUAGCUUACAUAGAGCCAUACUUCUUGGACAACGACGCCGACGCCGGAAAACAUACCGACGGCGUCUCCGACUCACUCAACUUACAGGGGGAAAUCUUAUGCGGCGACGACGCGGCGGAUAUCGCCGGGAAGGAUUUUGGCGGCAUGAACUCUGUGAAGCCUCUUGCCGUGGUGAGGCCGGUGGGGUCAGAGGAUAUCGCCAGAGUGGUGAAAGCAGCUCUGAGUUCCGAUAAACUCACGGUGGCGGCGCGUGGAAACGGCCAUUCUAUCAACGGUCAAGCCAUGACGGAAGGAGGACUUGUCGUCGAUAUGCGUUCCACGGCGGAGAAUCAUUUCGAGGUUGGUUUUUUAUCCGGCGGCGGCGGUGGUCGAGGGACGGCGUUUGUCGAUGUCUCCGGAGGGGCAUUAUGGGAAAAUGUAUUGAAACGAUGCGUUUCGGAGUACGGUUUGGCGCCAAGGUCGUGGACGGAUUAUCUCGGGUUAACGGUAGGCGGGACGUUGUCGAAUGCCGGCGUGAGUGGACAAGCGUUCCGUUACGGACCGCAGACGGAAAAUGUAACGGAGUUAGACGUUGUCACCGGAAAGGGAGACGUCGUAACUUGCUCGGAGAUGGAGAAUUCGGAGCUCUUCUUCUCUGUUUUAGGUGGUCUUGGUCAGUUUGGUAUCAUCACCAGAGCUAGGGUUUUGCUACAGCCAGCUCCAGAUAUGGUGAGAUGGAUAAGAGUAGUAUACGCCGAGUUCGACGAGUUCACUCGGGACGCCGAGUGGCUGGUGAGUCAGAAGGACGAGUCAUCGUUCGACUACGUGGAAGGAUUCGUAUUCGUCAACGGUGAUGACCCGGUCAACGGAUGGCCUACGGUUCCGCUCCAUCCAGACCACGAUUUUGACCCGGCCCGACUACCACAAUCAUCCGGGUCGGUUCUCUACUGCCUCGAGCUGGCUCUUCACUAUCGGAACUCGGACUCAAACUCAACCGUCGACAAGAGAGUGGAGAGGUUGAUCGGACGGCUAAGAUAUGAGGAGGGAUUCAGGUUCGAGGUAGAUCUGCCUUACGUUGACUUCUUACUGAGGGUAAAACGGUCCGAAGAGAUCGCGAAGGUGACCGGCACGUGGGAAACGCCGCACCCUUGGCUUAACCUCUUCGUGUCGAAGCGUGACAUCGGAGAUUUCGAUCGGACGGUUUUCAAGGAACUUGUCAAGAACGGAGUCGGUGGGCCCAUGCUGAUCUAUCCACUCUUGCGAAGCAGGUGGGAUGAUCGGUCAUCAGUUGUUUUACCGGAAGGAGAGAUAUUCUACAUCGUGGCAUUGCUUCGGUUUGUGCCAACGUGUGCAAAGGCUUCAUCGGUCGAGAAAAUGGUAGCUCAAAAUCAAGAGAUUGUUCAUUGGUGUGUGAAAAACGGAAUCGACUUCAAACUCUAUCUUCCUCAUUACAAGUCUCGAGAGGAAUGGAUUCGCCAUUUUGGAAACCAAUGGUCGAGAUUCGUUGAUAGGAAAGCUAUGUUUGAUCCCAUGGCUAUCCUUUCACCGGGUCAAAAGAUUUUCAGUAGAGCUCUUUGA
Molecule: messenger RNA, 1560 nt
Organism: Microthlaspi erraticum
Lineage: Eukaryota; Viridiplantae; Streptophyta; Magnoliopsida; Brassicales; Brassicaceae
Source: the annotation of a GenBank genome assembly